This is a messenger RNA of Pelodiscus sinensis (Chinese soft-shelled turtle), 4399 nucleotides long. The record is from RefSeq and is a predicted model, not a curated record. Lineage: Eukaryota; Metazoa; Chordata; Testudines; Trionychidae.
AUGGCGUCUCUUCCCAACACCAUCAAGCCAGCUUUGGCACAGAUUGAAUUUGGAGUUUCUGGAACAAUUUUUCAGAAGAGAACAGUGGACUUCUAUGAGACAACACUCAGUAAAGGUUUGAACAAUAGAUACCGUGUAUUAAGAAUCAAGGUAAUACAGAAAAAUGAAGAUGGUCCCGAGAAACAUCUGAUAAUUACAUCUUCUCCGUUGCUUGAAGAUACAGAACUGUGUAUUCUAAGGAAUGACUGGUACUCUGUUCAAGUAGUUCCAGGAGACAUUAUUCAUUUAGAAGGAGAUUGUCAUUCUGGUACCUGGAUAAUAAAUAGAGACUCUGGAUAUCUAAUUCUGUACCCAGACUUGCUGCUUUCUGGCACUACAGUAUCAAAUAGUAUUCGAUGUAUGAGAAAAGCAGUGCUGAGUGAGAAGUUCAGAAGUUGUGAGUCCCGUUCACGGCAGAUGCUGAUUGGUACAAUCCUUCAUGAAACUUUCCAGCAAGGAGUAACACACAACUUUGCGCAAGAGAAACUGCAAGAACUUGCCUUGAGAACUGUCCAUGAACCAAAGUAUCUAAAAGAAAUGUACUUCUUGAAUCUGCAACAAGAAGAAAUUAUUCAAGAGGUACAAGAAUAUUUUCCAUCAAUUUCUAAAUGGGCAGAAGACUUCAUGAACAAACAUAGUAAAGCUGACCAAAACAAAAUGCAGUUAAAACUACCAAGUGAUGGAAACAUAGAUUUAUCCUGUAAUAUUGAAGUUACAGAGUUUCUGGAUAUCGAGGAGACUAUUUGGUCUCCCAGGUUUGGAUUAAAGGGCAAGAUUGAUGUCACAGUUGGUGUGAAAAUACACCGGAAGUCUGGAACACAAUAUAAGAUAAUGCCAUUGGAGCUUAAAACUGGCAAAGAAUCUAAUUCCAUAGAACACAGAAGUCAGGUUAUUCUCUACACAUUGUUAAACCAAGAACGAAGAGUGGAUCCUGAAGCUGGAUUUCUUCUUUACCUAAAAACUGGCAAUAUGUAUCCUGUGUGUGGCAAUCGUAUGGAUAGGAGAGAAUUAAUAAAGCUAAGAAACCAACUGGCCUUCUAUUUAUUCCACAGUGUGUGCCAAUCUGCCCUGGGAAAUAAGCAAACACAACUUGCUUCUUUGCCUCCUGUAAUUGAUGACAGUUGGGCCUGUAAAUAUUGCCCACAAAUGCACAACUGCUUUCUUUAUAGCAGAGCUGUAGAGCAACAGAUGGAUAAAGACCUUAUACCUCCUGCUAUGGCACCCAUUAUUGAAAAGGAGACCCAGCAUUUGAAACUGUCUCACUUACAGUAUUUCAGCCUGUGGUAUUUAAUGUUAACCUUGGAGUCACACUGUAGAGCUGUCAAAAAGGGAUAUAAAAAUAUAUGGUUGAUGCCUGCUUCAGAAAGAGAAAAGGCUGGAGACUGCAUUGGAAAUAUGAUUAUAGCUGAAAGUGUGCAGGAAGCUUCUGAUGGACAAUUUCUACAUUAUUUCCAGCGUAAAAAUGGUACCAUGCCUGGAACAAACCUGUUGGUAGGAGAUAGAGUUGUUGUGAGUGGAGAAAAGACAUUAUUUGGCUUGUCUGCUGGCUAUGUUAAAGAGGUCAAUGUUACGAAAAUUUCCUGUUUAUUGGACAGGAAUUUGUCUAAAUUCUGUAAGAACACUAUAUUUAGGUUAGAUCAUGAAGAAGGAAUUUCUGAUAUUGAUGCUCCCUUAGGAAAUCUUUCUAAACUGAUGGAAAAUUCUUCUGCCAGUGAAAAACUUCGUAACGUAAUAAUUGACUUCCAGAAACCACAGUUCAUUCAGCACUUGAGCUCUGUUCUUCCUCCUGAAGCAAAGGAAACUGUUGCAAACAUUUUAAAGGGUCUGAAUAAACCUCAAAAACAGGCAAUGAAACAAGUGCUACUUUCAAAGGAUUACACACUUAUCGUGGGUAUGCCUGGAACAGGAAAAACUACUACAAUAUGUGCUCUAGUAAGAAUUCUUUAUGCCUGUGGCUUUAGUGUUCUACUGACAAGUUUUACGCACACUGCUGUUGACAACAUUCUGCUAAAGUUGGCCAGGUUCAAAAUAGGAUUUUUGCGGUUGGGGCGAGCUCAGAAGGUUCAUCCAGAUAUACGGAAGUUCACGGAAGAAGAAAUUUGCAGAUCCAAAUCGAUUAAAUCUGUGACUCAUUUGGAGGAGCUCUAUAACAAUCAACCAAUAGUUGCAACAACAUGUAUGGGAGUAAACCAUCCAGUUUUUGCUCGGAAACGGUUUGACUUCUGCAUAGUGGAUGAGGCUUCUCAAAUAAGCCAGCCAAUCUGCCUGGGUCCACUCUUCUAUUCAGAUAAGUUUGUGCUGGUGGGGGACCAUCAACAGUUACCUCCACUUGUACACAAUACAGAAGCCAGAGAUCUUGGCAUGAGCGAAAGUUUGUUUAAGAGGCUGGAAAAAAACAAGAAUGCUGUUGUGCAGUUAACUGUGCAGUACAGAAUGAAUAGUAAAAUUAUGUCACUAAGUAACAAGCUGAUAUAUGAAGGCAAACUGGAAUGUGGCUCAGAGAAAGUGUCCAAAGCCACUGUUAACCUGCCAAACUUAAAAAACCUGGAGCUGGAAUUAUUUGCAGAUUCUUCAGAAACAUGGUUGAAAGAAACACUUGAGCCCAACAAUCCUGUGUGUUUUCUUAACACAGAGAAGGUUCCAGCACCAGAACAGGCAGAAAAAGGUGGUGUAAGUAACAUGACAGAAGCUAAAAUAGUACUCUUCCUCGCUUCCUCCUUUAUUAAGGCUGGCUGUAAAGCUUCAGAUAUUGGUAUCAUAUCUCCAUACAGACAUCAGUUAAAGAUAAUUACUGACUUGAUGACAAGCUCUUGUAUCAGUACAGUGGAAGUAAAUACGGUGGACAAAUACCAAGGAAGAGACAAAAGUAUCAUAAUAGUAUCGUUUGUUAGGAAUAAUAAUGAUGGAAAUCUUGGAACACUUCUUAUGGACUGGAGACGUCUUAAUGUUGCAAUUACAAGAGCCAAACACAAAUUAAUCAUGCUGGGUUGUGUUCCAUCAUUGUCCCAUUAUCCUCCUUUAGAGAAGUUAUUUUGCCAUUUAAACUCAGAAGCCAUGAUUUUCAAUCUUCCAUCAGAGGCCCAUGAACGUGUCUAUCAAUGUAACCUGCUAUGAUUGUGAAGAUGGAUUUGAGGACAAGUCAUCUUGUUAUUUCUCGAAAUGUGCUGCUAAAUGCAAAUAAUGGCUUAGUAAAUUAUGGGUACUGAAUGGAUUUGAUUUCAAUAUGGUUUCUCAAACUGUAAACAUUUGUUUUCACCAUAUUGUACAAAUUCUUAUAAAGAAAACAGGUAAUUUUAAUACCAGUGUGACGCUGCUAUAUCAGAAGCACAAAAAUCUGCACUUCCAGAGGUAUUAGAUAGCUACUCCCAUAUUUCACUUUCCUUUGCAUAUAUAUUUAUGUAUAAAUGUGAAAGCACAAAUCUUGGUGGGAAACAGGAAAUUGCUCAUGGGGUACUCAGUACAAAUAAUAGACACUACUUUUAGUGACAAGAAAUUUUGGACCAUUUUGGUUUGCAGAUUUUAAUGUGGUUCUUACAUCCAGUUUAAAAAAAAAGAAUUUCUAAGACUGAGUUUUUGUGCUUGCUUAGAAAAUGAGCUUCCUCUAUUUGCAAUUCCCAUCCUGUUGGUUUCUCUUUAAAAUUUGCUCCUAGGUGUAAGAAUACAGCACUCUUUUUAAUGUUUAUAUUCAUAACUGAAUCCUGACUUCUCACACUGACCUAACUUGAUAACUUAUCUUCUUCAUCCUCCUCCAGCUUUUGCUUAAGUUCUGAGAAAUGUGAUGUUGAUAUACCUAUUUGCCUUUAAGAAUUAAAGUAUUUUAGCAAGUGAAACACUUUUUUAAAAAGUAAGGGUUGAAAUCCUAGCUGACCUUGAAGUCACUGAAGAGUCUCUUGGAGUUUAAUGGGGCUAGGAUUUCAUAAUGCAGUAUUAACAUUAAUUUGGAAAUUGUUGAGUUGGGGAGUGAAUUGCAGCUACCAUUUUAAGAAAUGUACAUACCUAAGUAGUUUCCUUGAAUGAUGGCAGAUUUCCCUUUGACACAGUAUAGGACACUAAAAUAGAACUACCUCAUGCUUAUUAACCCUUCAGUGUAUGCUAUUAUAACCCCAACAUUAAUUUGUAGAUUUUAACUUUUGAUUCUUCAGAAAGAUAUGAAUGCUGUUCAUUUUUUUCACAUUUUUUUCCAUUAAUGUCAAAAUUGUGUGCCAAGAGCUGUUCCUAACUUUAUACAUUAGAUAUUGGCAUUUAUUUUACCAUUGUUCACUGUUUUUGUAAUAUUUGUAAUGUAAUAAAAAUUGCUAAAUUGUUACUAUUGAAUUAGUUAUGAGACUGCUUGAAUUAAACAAAAUAUCAGUAUUUUCAG